AUGAGAAGUGGUAGAGCAGAGGAAGAGGAAGAUGAAGAUCUGUCUGACAGUCCUCUUAAUGUCCACAGUCGUCACACUCAACACUGCAGACGCUCAUGUCUAUUGUGUACAGGCAACGUGAGGUUGGUUGGUGGUAACAGUCCCUGUGCUGGUAGAGUGGAGGUUCAUCAUGAUGGUCAGUGGGGAACAGUUUGUGAUGAUGGCUGGGAUACUAAAGCUGCUGGACUGGUGUGUAAAGAGCUGAACUGUGGUAGAGCAUUACGUGCAGUUGGUGUUGCUCACUUUGGACAAGGAUCAGGACCAAUCUGGAUGGAUGAAGUGAAGUGUACUGGAUCAGAGUCAACACUGAAGGACUGUACAUCAGAAGGAUGGGGUAAAAAUAACUGUAAUCAUGAUGAAGAUGCUGGAGUUAUCUGUCGCCUCGCCAGACUCGUUAAUGGUUCUCAUCUUUGUGCUGGGAGGUUAGAGAUACUUCAAAUAAAGACGUGGUUGUCAGUGUGUGACGCUGCCUUUGACCAGCUGGAUGCAGAGGUUGUGUGUAGAGAGCUGGACUGUGGGGCUCCUGUACAGGUGCUGGGAGCAGCUACUUUUGGCAAAGGAUGCACUCCGAUGUGGAAACACGAGAUUCAGUGCAGAGGAAAUGAAUCAUACUUUGAAUUCUGUUCUACAUCCAGCUCUUCACAUGAACACUGUUCCCAUGAAAAUGCUGUAGGAGUAAUAUGCUCUGGUUACACUGAUCUCAGACUGGUGAACGGUUCAGACUCUUGUUCUGGAAGAGUGGAGCUUCGGCUCAUCAAUGAAUGGGGCACAGUGUGUGAUGCAUGCUGGGAUAUGAGAGCUGCCAGUGUCCUCUGUAGACAGCUGAAUUGUGGGAUUGCUGUGUCUGUUGUGGGAUCAGACAGGUUUGGAGAGGGAAGUGGUGAAAUCUGGGCUGAUGUUUUUGAUUGUGAUGGGAAUGAAACAAAACUCUCAGAAUGUUCCAUCUCUUCAUGGAGUCGAGCUGAAUGUUCUCAUAGACGAGAUGUUGGAGUCAUCUGCUCUGGUUCCCCUCUGGCUCUUCAUGAUGGUCUGGUGCGGUUGUCUGGAGAGAGACAGUGUGAGGGGGAGGUGGAAGUUUUCAUCCAUCAGGUCUGGAGGAGAGUUCUGCUGGACUCCUGGAGUCUCACUGAAUCCUCUGUGGUCUGCAGACAGCUGGGCUGUGGCUCUGUGCUGAACUUCUACGGCUCCUCUUCAUCCAGUCCUGAACACAGUCAUGAGUGUGUGACGGGCUUCCAGUGCUCUGGGAGUGAAGCUCAUCUGGGGAACUGCAGCUCUCCACAAACUCUCAACUGCAGCUCCACACAACAGCUGUCAAUCACCUGCCUUGGUCGCGGGUCCAUCAGGCUGGUGGGUUCUGGCGGAGACUGUGCAGGGAGGCUGGAGGUUUUUCACAGCGGCUCAUGGGGGACAGUGUGUGAUGACUCCUGGGAUAUUAAAGAUGCUCAUGUGGUGUGCAGACAGCUGCAGUGUGGAGUGGCCCUCAGUAACCAGCAGGUACCAGCCUGGUUUGGUCCUGGUUCUGGACCCAUAUGGCUGGAUGAGGUGGAGUGUGAGGGGAAUGAGACGUCCCUGUGGAGCUGCUCUUCUCCAGGCUGGGGAAAACAUGACUGUCAACACAAGGAGGAUGUAGGAGUCGUGUGCUCAGAGUUUAAAGAGAUCAGGUUAACUGAAGGCUGUGAAGGGAAUGUAGAGGUUUUCUACAAUGGAUCCUGGGGAAAUGUGUGUUUAAACCAGAUGGACAGAGACACAGCGAGUCUGAUCUGUCAAGAGCUGAACUGUGGAAGAUCUGGCAGUGAACCCAGUUAUUCAGUGGGACUAAGAUCUGCUCCUAAUUGGUUAGAUCAUCUUAAAUGUCGAAAACAUGACAAAACUUUGUGGCAGUGUCCAUCUUUACCCUGGGGCCAGAACAACUGUUAUGAUAAUGAGGUGGCCAGUAUCACUUGCUUUGAGAAAGAGAGUCCUGAGUCUCCACAGAGUCGUCUGACAUGUUCAGCAUCUCCUCACCAGAGACAGUGUUCAAAGCAUCUUCCUCUCAGACUGAGUGGAGGGGAUGGCCGGUGCUCUGGGAGGCUGGAGGUGUAUCAUAACGCUGUGUGGGGCUCAGUCUGUGAUGAUCAGUGGGACAUCAGCGAUGCUCAGGUGGUCUGCAGGCAGCUGGGUUGUGGAGCAGCACUGAGGGCUGAUGGGAAUUCAGUCUUUGGUGCUGGUGAAGGUGUUGUGUGGCUGAACAGAGUCGAGUGCAGAGGGAAUGAGAUUCACCUGUGGGACUGUCCUCUCUCCCUGAAAAACCACACUGACUGCUCCCACAAAGAGCACGCUGGACUCACCUGUGCAGGUUUGCCAGAUGUGUCAGUGUCCACUAUUCCUGCCACAACAACAUCAGCUUCUCCUCCAGUUUCUCCUCCAGUGCGCUCAACAUCAGUCGCUCCUCCACAAACUCCUCCAGCAGUGUCUCUCUCCAUCCCCCCAGUGCUUGUGAUUGUACUGGGAGUUGUGCUCUUACUGCUCUUAGUGCCACUGCUUAUACUGAUUCAGCAGAACAGAGUGAUGAGGAGAGCUCUCUCUAAGAGGAGACACAGGAUGACGAACGACGACUGUUAUGAGGAGAUUCAGCACAGACACAAUCACUUCACUCAGAGGGACAAAAUGGACCAAGAGGCUCCAGAAGAAUAUGUCAACACUGAUAGACUGAAUUAUUGCACAAAUGAGACCUAUGAUGAUGCCACAACCAUGAGAAAAGAGUAUGGAGAAGAGGAGCCAAUUGAAGAUGAAAAGAGUGUGUGA
Sinocyclocheilus anshuiensis is the source of this 2823-nucleotide messenger RNA. RefSeq names its product scavenger receptor cysteine-rich type 1 protein M130-like. The coding region runs from base 1 to 2823 and encodes 940 amino acids. The transcript has 14 exons. The record is from RefSeq and is a predicted model, not a curated record. Lineage: Eukaryota; Metazoa; Chordata; Actinopteri; Cypriniformes; Cyprinidae. Gene Ontology annotation, cellular component: membrane.